Molecule: messenger RNA, 574 nt
Organism: Saccostrea cuccullata (small rock oyster)
Lineage: Eukaryota; Metazoa; Mollusca; Bivalvia; Ostreida; Ostreidae
Exons: 2
Coding region: 9-419 (136 amino acids)
Source: RefSeq, a predicted model, not a curated record
CACCACAGAUGCCUUUCACGUUGGUCGUUCUGGUAUUGUUUCUGGGCCUUGUGUAUGGGGAACGAUCUUGUCUUUUAUCGGGAAAGCAUUCCUUAAAUGUAAGGACUCGGCCAGAAUGUGCCAUUUUGUGUGGGAUGCAGUCAGAAUGCUUAUCUUUUUCCGUCUGUGAAAACAACGAACAAAACUAUUGUGUGACGUAUGAAAAGAGAUUGGAUAACGCAUGCGUGAACAUUUCUCUGAUGGUUUAUUGUGAAAAUUUUGUAAAGAUGGAGAGAUCAGUAGAUCGCAUAUCGCUAUUAUCUUCAACUUCUUCAACGUCAUCGACAACAACGUCAUCGAUAUCGUCAUCACCAGCUGCCAAUGAGGCGACUACUACAUCGUCUUGUGGAAUGCCAUCAGAACUUUGCCAAGGAGAUUAAUCCAGUUUAAGAAAGACUUUGUGAAUCAAUAUAUUUUUUUUAUAAGUGGCUUUAUGGUUUUUUCUUUACAAAAAAAGCUGUAAAAUAUAUGAUUGAAACUUAAAUUUAAAACUAUCUUAUAAAAAAGGAACAUAGAACUAGAGUAUCUGAAUACA